UUUGCUCACUGAGAGCAGAACUUGACUUUUUGGAAAUUAUCUUUUACUCACUGAGAAAUGCAGGAAGCUUGAACAUGAAACUCAUCAAAACACACACACACACACACACACACACACACACACUCACACACACACCCCCAAGAAACCACAGGGCCUAUCGGCCUGUCGUCAUCGAGCAGACUAGAAUAGUGCAGAAACUCUAGGCAGAGAGGAAAUGAACUUGAAAGAAGGGGGAACACAGGGCAGAGAGGAGAGAAAGAGGGCGGGAGCGGUAGGAGAUUGCUGAGGGGCCCGCGAUGGUGGGAGGAUGGAAGAAGUGGCUGUGAAGCAGGGCUUCCUGUACCUUCAGCUGCAGCAGACCUUUGUAAAGAAAUGGCGCCGGUUUGGGGCUGUGCUGUACCGAGAGUCGGGCUACUCCCUGGCCCGGCUGGAGCUGCAGGAAGGCCCGGAGAAGCCGCGGCGGGGAGAGGCCUCCAGGAAGGUCAUCCGCCUCAGUGACUGCCUGCGUGUGGCUGAGGCUGGUGGGGAAGCCAGCAGCCCCCGGGACACCAGCCCCUUCUUCCUGGAGACCAAGGAGCGCCAGUAUCUGUUGGCGGCCCCCGCCGCAGAGCGCAGUGACUGGAUUCAGGCCAUCUGCCUCCUGGCCUUUCCUGGCCAGAGGAAUGAGCUGGAGGGGAAGGGCAGCAGGCCCUGCAUGGCAGAGAAUGAGUUGUACAGCAGCACGACCACAGUGGUUUCCCGAAAGGAGUUUUCUGUGACCAUAAGGCUCACCGAAGCAAGUGAGCGGUGCCGGCUGCGGGGAGCCUAUACCCUCCGAGCUGGGGAGAGUGCCCUGGAGCUGUGGGGUGGCCCAGAGCCCCUCACCAAGCAAUAUGAAUGGCCCUACAGGUUCCUGAGGCGCUUUGGGCGGGACAAGGUCACCUUUUCCUUUGAGGCAGGCCGGCGCUGCACCUCUGGAGAGGGCAACUUUGAGUUCGAAACCCGGCAAGGCAAUGAGAUCUUCUUGGCCCUAGAAGAGGCCAUCUCUGCUCAGAAGAACUCGGCUCCUCCUGGACCCCAAGCCCAGCCAGCCACAGUCCCAGGGGUGCUGUCCCGACCUGAGAGUCCCUACUCCCGGCCCCAUGAUUCACUGCCACCACCACCUUCACCCACUGCCCCAGUGGCUGCCCUCCGGCCUCGGGGCCCAGAGGGAGAGUAUGCGGUGCCCUUCGAUGCAGUAGCCCGUAACCUGGGGAAGAGCUUGAGGGGUAUGCUGGGUGUCCCUCGCCAAAGCCCAGUUGACCCUCUGUAUGACAGCAUUGAGGAGCACCCACCCCCAAGGCCUGAACACAUAUACGAUGAGCCUGAGGGAGUGGCCUCCCUGGCCCUCUAUGACAGACCCCAGGAGCCCCGAGGUGAGGCCUGGAGGAGGCAGGCCACGGAUGAUGGGGACCCCAGCGGCCUCCAGCGUGUCUACCCAGCAGGGCAGGACUUCUCAGCCUCUGACUGGUCGCAGGGAACUGAGUAUGACAAUAUCAUACUUAAGAGAGGCCCAAAGUGAUUGAGGCAGGGAGAUGUGGACCGUGUCAAAUGCUGGCCCUGAAGUGGUCCUGUGCACCUGGGAGGAGGUUAGAUGCUGGUCAGGAGGAGGGACACAUCAGUCAUCCCCUUUUAGCUCCUUCUGGUGACUCCUCCUGGCUACUGUACCCCAAGCACCUCCCCCUGCUCUUUGGGGAACCCCAGGAUUAGCUGGCCUUAGCCUGGUCUGAGAAAUUGUCCUUCCCAGGGCUUGUGAGUCACCCUCUGAAGCAGGAAGGUUGCCCCAAAGAGACCCUCCCUCCUCCUACUCCCUUUCCACUUCCUCUUCUUCCGGGGGCCUAAGGGGAACCUCAGGCGUUUAGGGGAGAGGACAAAAUGAUGUCAGCAAAUCACCCUGGUUCCCAGGCUUGUGCAGGCUUCCUGCCUCCUGGCUCCAGGCACAUGAAAAAGUGGCUGCAGCUUUUGCAGGUUUGGGACUUCUC
Molecule: messenger RNA, 2000 nt
Organism: Talpa occidentalis (Iberian mole)
Lineage: Eukaryota; Metazoa; Chordata; Mammalia; Eulipotyphla; Talpidae
Gene: DOK2
Product: docking protein 2
Exons: 5
Coding region: 308-1540 (410 amino acids)
Biological process (GO): cell surface receptor protein tyrosine kinase signaling pathway; positive regulation of MAPK cascade
Cellular component (GO): cytoplasm
Source: RefSeq, a predicted model, not a curated record